CAAUGCAUCAUACAAGAGGUGCCAAAUGCAAUGUUUAUCCAUACUUGAACCUUUUCUUUUUCCUUCCUUUCCUUUGCAAGCAUAUCAGCACCGACAAAAACCAAAAACAUGAAGGAAGACUUUCCUCCACUAUCAAACUCCAGCAAUGGCAUUACCUCAUCCAAGAACAAGAACAAGAAAAGGCUCUUCUUGGGUCUUUUUGCCUCAGUCCUUCUGGUUACAGCCGUUAUUAGCAUCAUUGCUGGUGUAGCCUCAAGAAGAAAGAGCUCAGCCAACGCCAUCAUUGAGCAUGACCAUCAAGCAGCUCAUGCCAUUCUGAAAUCAUCCUGCAGUGCCACAUUGUACCCUGACCUAUGCUUCUCAGCAAUCUCAACUCUACCUGAUGCUUCCAGCAAGAUAAAGAACACCAAGGAUGUAAUCGAUUUGUCACUGAAUCUAAGCAAGACUUCUGUCGAACGAACUUAUCUCAAGAUCAAGAAACUCACUUUUAGGCAGAGUAACUUCACAAAGCGCGAAAAGACUGCCCUCAGUGAUUGUCUAGAAAUGCUGAACGAAACUUUAGAUGAGAUUAAGAAGGCUUUGCAGGACCUCCGAAGCUAUCCAUCUUUGAAAAAGUCCUUAGCGGAACACGCUGAUGACCUCAAGAUACUGCUCAGUGCUGCAAUGACUAACCAAGAAACUUGCGUUGAAGGUUUCUAUUAUGAAAAAGCAGAUGAAAAGGUUCGUAAAUUAUUUUUAAGUGAUGAAAAGCAUGCGCAUCACCUGUGUAGCAAUACCUUGGCCAUGAUCAAGAACAUGACUGACGCAGAUAUGGCUAAGGAGAAGCAUUUGGCAUCAUCAUCAUCAGGGAGGAAGCUAGAAGAGGAGAAUGGAAUAGAAUGGCCACAGUGGAUGUCGGCUGGGGACCGUAGGCUGCUGCAGGCCAGAGAUGUAACUCCCAAUGUUGUUGUGGCAGCUGAUGGGAGUGGAAACUACCAGACCGUAGGGGAGGCGGUGGCAGCUGCACCAGCGGGCAGUAGUUCGAGGUACAUUAUAAGAAUUAAAGCAGGGGCUUACAGAGAAAAUGUGGAAGUGCCAAGUAGAAAGACUAACAUCAUGUUUGUGGGUGAUGGGAGGACGACCACCGUCAUCACUGGUAAUAGGAACGUCGUUGAUGGCAGCACCACAUUCAGGUCUGCAACUGUUGCUGUAGUUGGGGAUGGAUUCAUGGCCAGGGAUAUAACCUUUCAAAACACUGCUGGACCAUCCAAGCACCAAGCUGUUGCAUUGCGUGUGGGAUCAGACCAAUCAGCAUUUUAUAGAUGUGAUAUGCUUGCUUACCAAGACACACUCUAUGUACAUACACUUCGCCAAUUCUAUGUCAGCUGCAUAAUUGUCGGCUCUGUCGAUUUCAUAUUUGGAAAUGCUGCAGCAGUCUUCCAAAACUGCGACAUCCAUGCCCGCCGCCCCAAUCCAGGCCAAAGGAAUAUGGUCACAGCUCAAGGACGGGAAGACCCUAAUCAGAACACGGGCAUAGCGAUCCAAAAUUGCAGGAUUGGUGCAACUCAGGAUUUACAAGCUGCAAAAGGCAGUUUUCAAUCUUAUUUAGGUAGACCCUGGAAGCAAUACUCCAGGACUGUCAUAAUGCGAACUGAUAUAAGUGAUAUUAUUAACCCAGCAGGAUGGCAUGAGUGGGAUGGAGAUUUUGCUCUUGACACAUUGUUCUAUAGAGAGUAUCAAAAUACUGGAGCAGGUGCUAACACUGCAAAUAGGGUGACUUGGAAGGGGUUCAAGGUGAUGACUAGUGCAUCCGAGGCACUGCCAUUUACUGCAGAAAAUUUCGUUGGUGGAAGUAAGUGGUUACCUUCCACUGGUUUUCCUUACUUACUUGGUCUAUAAAUUCAUAGCUGAAUAUGCUUCUGUUUAACAUAAGAUAAAAGCAUGGUGAUCUAUUCUCUAUCUCGUGUAAGUUAUCUGUAAUGAAUAAGGAUUUAGACCAAGAAGAAAUUUAUUACUUAAUUUA
Hevea brasiliensis (rubber tree) is the source of this 2002-nucleotide messenger RNA. RefSeq names its product pectinesterase. Gene Ontology annotation, molecular function: pectinesterase inhibitor activity; pectinesterase activity. The record is from RefSeq and is a predicted model, not a curated record. Bases 109 to 1878 code for a protein of 589 amino acids. NCBI's taxonomy places the organism in Eukaryota, Viridiplantae, Streptophyta, Magnoliopsida, Malpighiales, Euphorbiaceae. Gene Ontology annotation, biological process: cell wall modification. The transcript is spliced from 3 exons.